Encephalitozoon cuniculi GB-M1 is the source of this 789-nucleotide messenger RNA. RefSeq names its product CCR4-NOT core DEDD family RNase subunit POP2. Lineage: Eukaryota; Fungi; Microsporidia; Unikaryonidae. The transcript has a single exon. Bases 1 to 789 code for a protein of 262 amino acids. Gene Ontology annotation, cellular component: CCR4-NOT core complex; P-body; CCR4-NOT complex. Gene Ontology annotation, molecular function: nucleic acid binding; poly(A)-specific ribonuclease activity. The record is from RefSeq and is marked provisional.
AUGAGCGACGGGCAGAUACUCAAUGUGUGGAAAGACAAUCUCCACGGGGAGAUGAGGAAGAUAUCCCAGCUAAUAGGCAGAUAUAACUACAUAAGCAUGGACACAGAGUUCCCGGGGGUUGUUGCCAAGCCGAUUGGAAGCUUCAAGUCGUCCUCCUCGUUUGCAUACCAACAGCUGAAGUGCAAUGUGGACAUACUGAAGAUCAUCCAGCUUGGGAUAUCUCUGAGCGACGAGCAGGGCAACCGGCCAUGCCCGAUAAGCACGUGGCAGUUCAACUUUGCAUUCAGCCUUGAAACGGACAUGUAUGCACAAGAGUCGAUUGACCUACUUAUCCAAGCAAGAAUAGACUUUAAGGAGCACGAAAGGAGAGGGAUCAAGGUGGAGGAGUUUGGGGAGGUUCUGAUGACGUCUGGGCUGGUGAUGUCUGAGGAUGUUGUAUGGGUCUCGUUCCACUCUGCCUAUGACUUUGGGUACCUCAUAAAGAUCCUGACGUGCAAUCCGCUUCCAGAGAGGGAAGAGGACUUCUACAGACUUCUUGCAGCACUGUUCCCCGACUUCUACGACAUAAAGUUCCUGGUCCAGAACAGCAAGUAUCUGAAGAAAGGCCUGCAGGAGAUAUCGAACGACCUUGGGCUUGUCCGUGAUGGGAUUCAGCACCAGGCAGGGAGUGAUGCCCUUCUGACAUCGCAUGCAUUCUUCAAGACCAGGGAGGUACUCUUCAAUAGAAGCAUCGGAAGGGACCUCAUGUGUAAGUUGUUUGGGAUUGAGAUCAAGGAUCCCUCCUUGUAA